Messenger RNA from Perkinsus marinus ATCC 50983, 295 nucleotides. RefSeq lists its product as hypothetical. Gene Ontology annotation, molecular function: nucleic acid binding. The transcript has a single exon. The record is from RefSeq and is a predicted model, not a curated record. Gene Ontology annotation, biological process: DNA integration. The annotation marks the transcript as partial. Lineage: Eukaryota; Perkinsozoa; Perkinsida; Perkinsidae.
CGAUCGAUAGUCAUUCAAACUACGUGUCAAUUAGACCUAGCGCGAAUGCUCCUACGUCGACCAAUGUGAAGGAUUUCCUCACAUCGAUCUUCGAUACGUUUCACCGUAGGCCGUUGAUCCUGCAUAGUGAUAAUGGAAGUCAAUUUGUAAGCCACGAGUUGCAAGAUGCACUAGAGCGAUGGAACAUAGCCCACAUCGUUACACCAAUAAACGCCAGUUUUGCAAAUGGGAAAAUCGAGAGAUGGCAUCGUUAUCUGAACGAAUACUUGCGUGCUCAUAAUACAAGUACAGCAAU